Molecule: messenger RNA, 1455 nt
Organism: Komagataella phaffii GS115
Lineage: Eukaryota; Fungi; Ascomycota; Pichiomycetes; Pichiales; Pichiaceae
Product: pH-response regulator protein
Exons: 1
Coding region: 1-1455 (484 amino acids)
Biological process (GO): cellular response to pH
Cellular component (GO): plasma membrane
Source: RefSeq, a predicted model, not a curated record
AUGCCUUUCUAUCUUCCUGAAGAUGAUGCCGUGGCUAAACUUGAAGUAUUUGGAAACGGUACUGCUUUAAACCAAAGUUGUAAUAUUUUUGCUAUUCCAAAUGGCUACUUACAGAUUUCUCCUUCUAAGGAGCAAUUAGGUCUCACUCAGCCUUGCUUUUACCUCAACAACUGCGCAGAUUAUCUAACAUCCGAAGUGGCUUACUAUCCAGUUUACCAAUUUCUCUCUGCCAAUAAUUUUCUAUCCAUCGCAAAAGACGGUAUUGGAGUUGGCAAUGUUGCUUUGAGCUACGUCAUUAGUAGUGUGACAGUGGCCGCUUGGAUGCUUGUACUCGUUCUUAUUUUGAGUCGUAACCAUAAACCAUUUACCUGCAAGUUUUGUGCCCUCGUUUAUGGUAUCACGAUGACGGUUGUUUUGGCCCGAAGUACCGCAGUUUUUCGAAAACAACAUGGCCUUGGUAUCCAAGAUACACGCAAGUUUUACAAGACGGUACUGGGAGGAUUGAGUUAUAAUAUCACUAUGAUCUUAAGUGAAUUUUUUACAUGGAUUGCCUGGGUAGAUAUACUGCGAAGGAUUUAUCCCACUCAUUUUCGCCGCCCCGUUUACUAUAGUGGGACUGUUAUUGUCGGUAUAUGGCUUUUAAUCUCCAGUCUAGAUCGUUUCUAUUACAGCUCGAGACAUGAAACAAGGAAUCAAUCCUUUAUUUCCAUUGUCUCGGCUGUCUUGAGUGGAGUUAUUUAUUCCAUAUUUUCAAUAAUGAUGCUAGUCUAUCUAUUUCAUUUCAAGGGUCAUAUAAUUGCCCGAAACAAGUCCAAGUUGGCAGCUCAAUUAUGUUUGAACGUGGCUGAUAUUGGCAUUACCGUGACGUUCUUUAUUAUGUAUCGAACCUCGACAAAUCUUGACGCCUGGUCGUCAUUUGUCUAUACAUUUACCCAAGUGCUCUCAGUAGCUCUGAUAUGGGAGUUAUGCUAUGAUAUUGAACGUCUUGAACGUACAGAUGAGCACAUGGCUGUGAUUGGGCGUCAGGUAGAUGAUUCCCUUCCAGAAGGUGACAUUACUGCAACUCAAGAUCUACCUAAGGCUCACAAAUUCCGGCCCUGGGUUUCAUUCUUGGAUCGAUUCUUUCCUCUCAAAGAGCACCACCGCAUAAUGAUAGAGUACGAACAGCAAGUGCAACACUCAGGUACAGCUACUUACCCCCCUAGUUCCUCAUCUCAAUUUGAACUACAAGACCUCGGCCACUGUUUAGACGACAAUAGUCAAGUCCAGAGCCAAGUGGCCAGUGAUCAGGUGAUAGCGGAAUUUCCCGAGGCUGCAUCGUACUCUCAUUCACAAGGUGGGUCUUAUACUCAAUUCAGCAACGAUGAAUCUUUUUCAAGACAAUCGGGCUGGAGCGGAGUACGACCUGCCUUAUCUAGUCUAAGGGACCAUAUUUUUAACAAUUACAAGAAGUGA